Molecule: messenger RNA, 1912 nt
Organism: Ciona intestinalis (vase tunicate)
Lineage: Eukaryota; Metazoa; Chordata; Ascidiacea; Phlebobranchia; Cionidae
Source: RefSeq, a predicted model, not a curated record
UGAUGACCCCACAUAAGUACCGACACCCGACACCCCCAGCCAUGAUCACACGACCAAGAAAUUCUUCGAUGGCUUACACCCAAACAAGUGUACCGUAUUUAACCACUAGUUCUGUCGCUAUACCAUCGCUGUAUUUGCCCCUUGCUUUAGCACCUCUUAUGCUUCUAUCAGUUAUAAAUGCUUGCUUUUAAAUCGGAACUGUACCCUACAUUUUCUGCUUUAAUAUAUACAUAUAUAUAUGUCUGAUGCAAACUGUAUAAUCAAAGUAUUCGUGUGACUUAUUUAUUCAUUUCUAUAUUAUGAUUAACAAGAGAUAAAUUUGAUCAAUGGUAUUUUAAAUCUAAACAUUUAUUUUGAAUUUCAUAAAUAUUUUUUUUGAUUUGGUUUUGGUCAAAAGUUUAUAGGAUAUAAAAAUUUAGAAUUAAAAGAUUUUAACAAAAUAAUAAGUACAAGAACAACUGUUUAACAAACAGUGCCUGGCUGUACUAACAUUCAUUCAUUCAGUCAUUUAACGUACCCAAAAAGAAAAAUUGUUCGUUGGCGAUCUAAUGUAUCUACGUGCUCAAUAAGCCAGUUAAAUGAAUGAAAUUAAUAAAUGAAUAAAUGAAAUUUAUUUUGUCUCUUCGGUCACGAUUACGAAGAACAAGAGAGUUGACAAAAGCGAAAAGACGGGUAGUAAAGGUAAAACAACAGUCGUUAUAUAACACGCUAAUUGAUAAAAAAAUGAAAUAAUGUUUGAAUAAAAAGCGCGACCAUUACCCCUAGUUUGUGUUUUCAAUUGCUGUUGUUUUUAUUGAAGUAGAAAAAUUACGCAUUUAGAACGUUGUGAAUCAGAACGAAAUAUUUUAUAGAGUAGGCCUAUUCACGUCAUUGAGGAAAGAGGUCACUAGUUUACGAAAACACAUUCAUGUUAGAACCUAACUGCAACAACAGUAUCAUUUGCAGUUGUAUUGGUUACAAAAAAAACAGCGUUUUAACUGUACGGACAUAUCUGUUAUCAGCUAAGAAAAUAUGUAUUUUAGUGGAUUGGCUUUAGUACUUCUACUGUCCGCUGAGGCGUAUUCUAUAACUCAAGUGUUAUUCGCACUGGACAAAUUACGGAUUGUUAGUUCGUUAAACAGAGCUAGAGAAGGGCCAAUAAAUGCUAGUAAUAUGCACAAACUGGCAUGGGACGACGCUCUGGAGAAACGGGCCAUUAAAUUGGUUGAUAAUUGCUUUUAUUCGCACUCUGAUAUAAAUGGUCUUGGAAGCGCUUUUCUUACCAAUUUCCCUAACAACGCCGGAGGGGGAUCUGUAGUGGCAAAAAUGCUGAUACAAAGUUUCACCAUGAAUGAGUACAAGUACGUGUACGAAAAUAAUACGUGUUCUGGUAAUGUUUCUAAAUGCAAUACCUACAAGCAAUUGUUAAAAGGAGAGUCUACAAAAGUUGGGUGCGGAAUUGCUCUGUGUAAGUCUAAUUCAAAACGAAGCGCUCUAUGUCUCUUGUCGCCGAACCAGAAUAAAACAAUUCGACCAUUUACUUCUGGUCCUAAAUGCUCUAUGUGUACCGGAAACUAUUCUGGCUGCGAAAAUCGUUUCUGUGUUAUUCCAACACCCCAAAUUAUGAUGAAUUCUACAAGUACCUCUAACUCUACAACUACACAACGUAUGAGAACCAGACCGAUGACCCCUAAUUCUACCCAAAUGAUGAUGACCCCACAUAAGUACCGAAACUCGACACCCCCAACCAUGAUCACACGACCAAGAAAUUCUUCGAUGGCUUACACCCAAACAAGUGUACUGUAUUCAACCACUAGUUCUGUCGCUAUACCAUCGCUGUAUUUGCCCCUUGCUUUAGCACCUCUUCUGCUUCUACCAGUUAUAAAUGCUUGCUUUUAAACCGGAAAUUGUACAUUUUCUGCUUUAACAUAUA